Messenger RNA from Ustilaginoidea virens, 693 nucleotides. RefSeq lists its product as uncharacterized. Bases 1 to 693 code for a protein of 230 amino acids. Gene Ontology annotation, cellular component: fungal-type cell wall. The transcript has 2 exons. Gene Ontology annotation, biological process: fungal-type cell wall organization. NCBI's taxonomy places the organism in Eukaryota, Fungi, Ascomycota, Sordariomycetes, Hypocreales, Clavicipitaceae. Gene Ontology annotation, molecular function: structural constituent of cell wall. The record is from RefSeq and is a predicted model, not a curated record.
AUGCAGGUCAAGGCCUUGGUUGUUGCUGGGAUUGCCGGCGGUGCUGUCGCUCAGACUGCUCCUUCGUCGUCGUCCCUGCCCGUGGGUACCGUUGUGUUCCCGGUCCCUACUUCGUCGUCCAACGUCGGCACCGUCGUGUUCCCGGUCCUGUCUGCUCCUGUUUCGUCGUCGUCGCCCGUCGGCUCUGUUCUGUUCCCGGCCCUCUCUGGCAACGCAACCGUGGUCACCCAGGUCGUCACGGCCUACACCACCUACUGCCCUGGCCCGACUACCUUUGCCGUCGGGUCCAUGACGUACACCGUGACCUCGGCCACCACCCUGACCAUUACUAACUGCCCUUGCACCAUUACUCAGACUGUCAAGUUCCCUCCUGUUCCUACCAACAGCAUGUACAACCCUCAAGGUGGGAACACUCCCAAAGGCGGCAACACUCCCAAUUGCAACGGUAAUUGCAACACUCCCAAUGGCGGCAACACUCCCAAUGGCGGCAACACGCCCAAUGGCGGCAACACGCCUAAUGGCGGCAACACGCCUAAUGGCGGCAACACGCCUAAUGGCGGCAACACGCCCAACACUGUGGGCUCGGGCACGUCCGUUCCCAAACCCCCAGCCGUGGCUGCUGCUGAGGGACGCUCGGUGGCCUACAGUCUGGCCUUGGCUGUUGCCGGUGUUGUCGGUGUCUUGGCGCUAUGA